Molecule: messenger RNA, 4521 nt
Organism: Coregonus clupeaformis (lake whitefish)
Lineage: Eukaryota; Metazoa; Chordata; Actinopteri; Salmoniformes; Salmonidae
Product: vesicular glutamate transporter 1-like
Exons: 13
Coding region: 422-2167 (581 amino acids)
Biological process (GO): neurotransmitter loading into synaptic vesicle; regulation of synapse structure or activity; transmembrane transport
Cellular component (GO): excitatory synapse; synaptic vesicle membrane
Molecular function (GO): neurotransmitter transmembrane transporter activity; L-glutamate transmembrane transporter activity
Source: RefSeq, a predicted model, not a curated record
AUAGCACACUCGCCGCCAGACAGCGGUCGACCGUUUAUUCAAGAUAUACAUUUGGAUUUGUUUUAGGAGUUCUUUUUAACUUGCUAAAGCGCUGCUAAAACAACGUAGGCUAUUGUCUAAUCUCGAUUUUGUCAAAUGUGGGCGUGGGAAGUUUUUGUGCUUUUUCUUGAAUAUCUACUUACGGCUCACUUUGGUUUGAAUUAGACUAGAAUAAUCACAAAGAGGGCAUAGGUAUGACUGUCUGUGUGCAUAACUGUGCGUAAAAACGGUGUGGACCAGCUGGUUGAGAAAGGGAAGCGAGGUUUAAUGGUGUGUGAGUGAAAGGUUAAGGGCGGAGGGAGAAGGUGAUAGGAAAGCGGGCUACGCGCUCAAGCGGGAGUGCGCGCGGAAAGCAAAUCGGUCGGAGCUUGGAGCAGCGAGGAUGGAGAUCCGACCAGAUAGGUUUAAGAUCGUCGCGGGCAAGACCCUUGGAAAAUUACAUAAAAUCCUAGAGAAGCGGCAGGAAAAUGGGGAGACCAUCGAGCUCACCGAUGAGGGCCAGGCAGUUAUCGUGGAGGAGAAGGAGAUGCCCGUGGUGGACUGCACCUGUUUCGGCCUGCCCCGACGCUACAUCAUCGCCAUUCUCUCCGGCCUGGGCUUCUGCAUCUCCUUCGGUAUCCGAUGCAACUUGGGCGUGGCCAUCGUCAGCAUGGUCAACAACCAAACUAUCUACAAGGGCGACAAGCCAAUCCUCGUGAAAGCUCAGUUCAACUGGGAACCAGAAACGGUCGGAAUGAUCCAUGGGUCAUUUUUCUGGGGAUACAUAGUAACCCAAAUACCCGGGGGAUUCAUCUGUCAAAAAUUUGCAGCCAACAGAGUCUUUGGCUUUGCCAUAGUGGCCACCUCAUGCCUGAAUAUGUUGAUCCCAUCGGCAGCACGAACUCACAUUGGCUGCGUUAUCCUUGUCAGGAUAUGUCAAGGACUCGUGGAGGGUGUUUCAUACCCAGCAUGCCACGGCAUCUGGGCAAAAUGGGCCCCACCUCUUGAAAGAAGUCGAUUGGCCACGACAGCCUUUUGUGGGUCCUAUGCAGGAGCUGUGAUAGCCAUGCCACUGGCUGGAGUGCUAGUCCAGUACUCAGGGUGGUCAUCUGUCUUCUAUGUCUACGGCAGCUUUGGGAUCUUCUGGUAUCUCUUCUGGAUCCUGGUGUCAUACGAGAGUCCGGCAGCCCACCCUACCAUCACAGAAGAGGAGCAGAAAUACAUUGAGGAGGCUAUCGGAAUGUCAGCCGCUAAUGCCACACCUGUUACGAAAUGGAACACACCUUGGAGAGCCUUUUUCACUUCGAUGCCAGUCUACGCUAUCAUCGUCGCCAAUUUCUGUAGAAGCUGGACCUUCUACUUGCUCCUCAUCAGCCAACCUGCAUACUUUGAGGAAGUGUUUGGGUUUGAGAUCAGCAAGGUGGGCUUGGUGUCGGCCCUCCCCCAUCUAGUGAUGACCAUCAUCGUACCGAUUGGGGGCCAGCUGGCUGACUACCUACGCACAAACAAAAUCAUGAGCACCACCAAUGUCAGGAAGAUGAUGAACUGUGGAGGUUUCGGAAUGGAAGCCACCCUAUUGCUAGUGGUCGGGUUUUCUCAUACGAAAGCUGUGGCAAUCACCUUUUUGGUUUUGGCUGUAGGCUUCAGUGGUUUCGCUAUUUCAGGCUUUAAUGUGAACCACCUGGACAUUGCUCCCCGCUAUGCCAGUAUCCUCAUGGGCAUAUCCAACGGUGUGGGCACUCUGUCUGGCAUGGUGUGCCCGCUCAUUGUUGGCGCCAUGACCAAACAUAAGACGCGGGAAGAGUGGCAGUAUGUGUUUCUCAUUGCUGCACUCGUUCAUUACGGAGGUGUUAUAUUCUAUGGACUUUUUGCCUCCGGAGAAAAGCAGUGGUGGGCAGAGCCCGAGCAACUUAGCGAUGACAAAUGUGGAAUUCUGGAUGAGGAUGAGCUGGCCAACGAGACGGAGGAGUUGUACCGUACCAGCGGAGGAGGCGGCUACGGAGCAACGAGCCAAGCCCCGGAUCCCAAUGGAGGAGGAGGGGGUGCAGGAACCUGGGUUUCGGACUGGGACAAGACUGAAGAGCUAGUACAACCACCAGGAACCAAUAGUUACCUAUAUGGAGGAGAGGAAGACAGGGAACUAACAUAGAGGGAGUUACAGGUAUGAGUUACAGGGUGGGGUAGCAGACAGAAAGAGUACAUAAAAGAGUGAAACGUUUCCUUGUGGCACAGGAACUUGGAAAGGGGUGGGGUAGGUGGACGGGAUGAGGGCAAGGAGCAGAACAAGGAGGAGGAAGAAAAAGCCAGCAUGACCAAAGUAUUAUUUAUGGAGAACUGAAAAUGAUUGUACAAAGGUGGAAAGAGGAGGAGCCAUAGCUGUACCAAGCGUGUGUAUGUGAGUGUGUUUUUACAUUUGUGUACCGUGUAUGAGACAGUCUCACUAAGAGUAUUUUAGGGAACCAAAGCUUCUUUGUCCAUACUGGUACACCUCUUAUUGAAGAGGGAUAUUUUUAGGCCUAGUUUGGUUGCUUUCAUUAACAGUGUGUGUAUUAUAACCCACCAUAUGGGUUGUCAGUUUGGUUAUAUUCCAUUAUGUGUAUGAGCCUGAUUUUUGUUACCAUGUUUGUCACAAGACUACCUGUAGAUCUACAACUGAAUGCCAUAUACUAUAUUACAAUCUGGCGGCUAACAUCCAUGAAAGCUAAAUUAUAUCAGAGCAAAAUGCGAAUUAAAUCCAUGAUAAUGUUCACACUUUUAAGAAAAAGCAUCUUAAUUGUGCCAUUAAGUGGUAUUUGUUUGCUUAAUCUGGAGAGAUGCAGUCUCAAAAUUCAAAAGUUAUUGACUUACAAACUGGUAGUCACAAUGCUGUGUCUUUAGUCUGUUCAGAUUCCUUCCACAGUAUCAGUUCAAUGAGUACAAUUUUCAAUUCUAUCAUGUCAACGAAUUGUAUAUAUUAGGCCUCUAACCUGUCUGCCUGGUUGAAAAUGAUUGUCUAUUGAGAUGUUGUCUUGUAAAGAAUUACAAGGGAUGUGGUUUUAGAAAAAUAGUCAGAAGGAUGAAAAAAAUUAUUGCACCAAAGACCAACUCAGAAUUAUCACACAAUCCAUGUUCUGCAAAAUACAGUGAAAUACGUUUAUUUACAGGUAAUACUGGUAUUUGACAGGUAAUACUGGUAUUUGACAGGUAAAACUGGUAUUUGACAGGUAUACUGGUAUAUAUUUCACAUACAUUUGUUCGACUCUUCUGUUUUACUUUAUAUAAGGCUGUAUGUAUGAAGGUGUUUUGGGAAAGGAAAAUGUAGAAUCGCAUAAAACGUAAUAGUAUUGUUCUGUAACAAGUCUGGAUUCCGUAUAUACUAUAUUCUCCACCUCCAAUAGUCUCGUAGUUAUGUUAUUGUAGCUUUGUAUCGAUUUCCACUGUUUGUCUUGCCGGUCACGCUUGAUGUAUUGUGAUGUCAGUGCGCUCUCGCCGAAGAACCAGUUUGCUGGCACCAAGGAGCCAAAAACGAAACACACGCCAGCCUGUGCCCGCCGUCACAGUGACUAAGCAAUAACACACUGAGGGAGAGAGACUGUGGUGUCAUGAUCCCAAAGACCACCCACCAUGACCCUAUCAAUCACUCAUCCAAACCAAUCAAAUAGUGACAGCUUUGAAGGGCAACAUGGUGCAUGAAGCUAUAUACCAGUCAAUGGUUGACAGUACAUGUCAAACAUGAUAUUGAUGUAGCCCCUGCCUCCCUCCACUGCCCUGGUGUCCAUACAGAGCAGAGAAGGGGAACCGGAGAUCUCUCUCUCCUAUGGAGGAAUAUCUCUCUCAGCAACCCCUCCCUUUACUUAUAUAGUCUGCACUGAAGUGUAACUCUGGAUAUACUUAGAAACAUCGGUAAGCUAUAUUUUUAAGCACUUAGUCAAAAAGCAAUAACUAAUGAAUUAUGUAUGUCACUGAAAAUGUUGCAUUUCUGUACAUACAUAACUUUACUGGUAAGCCUUUUGAGUUGUUUAGUUAGCCUCAGAGCUAACUGAGGCUAAGAUAAAGCCCAUGUUUUCAUUGGUAAAGCAGUGGUGUAUCACUUUCAGACUUGGCUCAAAUACAUACCGUAUGUCAAAAACAUGAAAGUAUUUUGAUGUACACUUGAUUUAGCUUGAAGUUUGCACUUGGGACUGUUUCAUUGGCUCUUCUGUACCAGGCAAACUAAAUCAAGUGCAGCUUAAGUAUUUAACAGUAUUUUACUUACAUAUUUGACCCAGGUCCAAUCACUUUGACUGAAGAGUUUGUUUCAGUCAUUGGCGAUAAACAAUAUUAGUAUUUCACAGUCCAGGAAAGGAUGAAUAUUUACUGUUAGGGUUUUUACUGUUGUGUGUUUUUGUUUAUUUUUUAUAGACUGUCAGUUGCUUUAAUUGUUUAACUGUUUUGUUCUUUACUGUAAAAUGUAAAAUUGGAUAUGUAAAAAAACAUGUACAUGUGGGAAAAAUAUUGUAUAAUAAAAGCUAGAUGACAAUGUUA